This is a messenger RNA of Monascus purpureus, 1424 nucleotides long. The record is from the annotation of a GenBank genome assembly. NCBI's taxonomy places the organism in Eukaryota, Fungi, Ascomycota, Eurotiomycetes, Eurotiales, Aspergillaceae.
CGACAGUAGAGAUUGGCGCGGGUGAAGCCGAUGGACAGUCUAAUAUCUAUGGAUAGCUUCUUCAGCCACAUCUCCGCGCAAACCAUUCAACCCUCUCUCCCCACCAUCAACUUUCCCUUUCUCCAGAUCGCGAUACCUAACAUGGAAGCGGAUAUAAGCCCAACCCCCGAGACUCUCUUCCGACCUGUUAAGAGGAGAAAGUUUCUGCGACGGCGGGUUGACGAACCUGAAGACGCUCAGGACGAUGUUCAGACCAGCAGAGAGGAUGACAACAACCGCCACCGUUCCGUUUCUCGCUCAUCACGGGAAACAGACGCUGUGACCGAACCGACCACAUCUGUUACCCGCCUCAGGCGAUCAUAUAAAUCUCGAAGAGUCGGUGUCGAGUUCUCCACUAGCUCACGAUCUGCUGCCAGUUAUGCACAGCCUACCGCUGAGGCAACAACAAACGAUGGCGAAGAUUUAAAGAUACGAGCCAUGUGUGACCGAUUUACCGUUCACACAGGGCAGAAAGUGGACGUAGAUAAACAUAUGAUGGACUAUAUAGAAUCCGAGCUGGCUAGGCGUUCCCAGAGGGAUCUUCCUUUGGAUGUACCUGGUGCAGAUGCACAUCCUGCGAGUGAAGCCACUGGCGGAGCAUCUACCCCAACCUUUGUGCAGCGGGAACCAGCGACUCUGGGCAAGUUGCACGAAAUAGACCUUGGACAGGAGACUAAACUGCAGAAUAUUGCGAGGACUGAAGCUGCGACGAGGAGACUUGCGGGUGAUGAGACCUUUGUUGCGGAAGACACUCAGAACACCCGUUCAGGGCAAGACGGGAAGACCUGGCGCAAUCGAAAAGCACGAAACAGCGAGGAUAUUGAACGAGAUAGGCUCGUGGAAGAAGUCUUACGAGAAAGCAAAUUGGAUGUAUACGACGAAGCACAAGAGGAACAGCAGGAUGACCAGGCUGCCGAUGACCGAAUCGCAGAACAGUUCCGGAGAGAAUUCAUGGAUGCAAUCCAGUCUCGGCGUCGCUUUGCGCGGCCGCGCAACACCAAGACAACAAAGUCAGAUGUUCCUCGCGGUCCAAAACUUGGAGGUAGUCGGAGUGCUAGAGCUGCGAUGCGUGAGAGGCAGGAGAAGACAGCGCAGAAAUGAAGUGACUAUUACUGUAUGUGGAUGUAUACUUUCCCUAAUGAACAUUUGUACUUAGCAGUGAACGACGAUGCUGGGUUCUCUUUCGGACAGCAUCUUACGGUAUGAAUCUACAAAAUCUCGAAGCUCCUGGAUGGAAAGGCAGAUGUACAGUCCAAUCUCAUGCAGAAAGUAGAAGCCAUGGUGACAGGGCUAUAUGAAGGAAUUAUUACCGUUCUCUGGACGGACGCGUAUGCAUACACGUAGAGGAGCGCAUCCAGGAUCUUCAUAAAAUAUCUCGAUUCCCG